AAUCUACACACGGAUGUUUUUUUUUUGUAGGGCAUUUUAUACGUACUAAGAAUACAUGUAAUUGUAUGUAAUUUUUAUAUUAUGUGAAAGUAACAUAAUCUUACAAUGCAACAGGGAUGUGAUGCAUCCAUCCUCUUGGACAAUACUGCAAAUUUUACGCGUGAAAAGAGCGCCACGCCAAAUGCCAAUUCAGUGAGGGGAUUUGCUGUAAUAGACAUCAUCAAAUCUCAAUUAGAGGACCUAUGCCCUGGUGUCGUCUCCUGUGCUGAUAUAUUAGCAGUCGCUGCUCAUGACUCCAUUGUUGCUCUUGGCGGACCAAGUUGGACUGUUCUUCUGGGAAGAAGAGAUUCAACCACAGCAAGCCUAAGUGCUGUUGAUUCCAACAUCCCCUCCCCAUUCCGAAGUCUUAUUCCCCAGCUCUAUUUCUUCACCAACAAGGGUUUCACAGCUAAGGAAACGAUAACUCUUUUAGGAUCGCACACAAUUGGACAAGCAAGGUGCACGAUGUUCCGAACACGUAUCUACAACGAUACCAACAUUGAUCCCACCUUUGCCACAUCACUACGGCAAAAUUGUCCGACCACCGGGGGGGACAACAACCUUGCUCCUCUAGACACUACAAGUCUAACAUCAUUUGACAAUGCAUACUUUAAGAAUUUGUUGAACGAGAAAGGACUUUUGCUUGUCGAUCAGCAGCUCGUUAAUGAACCCACCAUAUACUCUCAAAUCACUGAAUACAGCAACAACGAGGAAGCCUUCAGGACAGACUUUGCGAAUGCAAUGGUAAAGAUGGGGAGUCUGAGUCCACUCACGGGCUCAAAUGGCCAAAUAAGGAAAAACUGUAGGAGGCUGAACGAACAAAUCAGCCCCUCUACUCGCAAUGUUAUGAAAUGUCAACUCCUCUACUCUUUUUCUUAGCAUCGCGCCCUCUCUACUUACUAAACCCAUGCAAAAGGUGUUAAGUGGAAAAAUUUCACAUCGAGUACAAAAAUAAGAAACUUGUCGGUUAAAUACAAAGAGGGUUACUUCACCUAUAGUCAAUUAGUUUUAAGUUCGAUGCAAACCUUGUGUUGAAUCACAUACAAAAUUUUCAAUAAAAAGCCCCCUUUUGC
Molecule: messenger RNA, 1112 nt
Organism: Rubroshorea leprosula
Lineage: Eukaryota; Viridiplantae; Streptophyta; Magnoliopsida; Malvales; Dipterocarpaceae
Source: the annotation of a GenBank genome assembly